Molecule: messenger RNA, 1131 nt
Organism: Cyprinodon tularosa
Lineage: Eukaryota; Metazoa; Chordata; Actinopteri; Cyprinodontiformes; Cyprinodontidae
Product: ras-related protein Rab-1B-like
Exons: 6
Coding region: 224-868 (214 amino acids)
Molecular function (GO): GTP binding; GTPase activity
Source: RefSeq, a predicted model, not a curated record
UCAGCUCAUAAGUCAGACACAGGGAGCUUUUUUUCUGCUAGUUGUCCUGUGAAGAAAGCACCAAUACUUAAACAAACCGGCCACUGGAAAAAUAUUUUCAGGCACCGUCUGGCCUUCUGUUCAUUUAGGAUUUAGUUUGAAGAUUGUGCUUUGUUGUUUUUGUUGUUUUUUUUUUUUUUUUUUGGUUUUUUUUUAUCUAGGCCUGUGAGGAACCUAACCAAUCAUGAAUCCUGAAUAUGAUUACCUGUUUAAGCUUCUUCUAAUUGGCGACUCUGGAGUUGGAAAGUCCUGUCUUCUGCUGCGUUUUGCGGACGACACCUACACUGAGAGCUACAUCUCAACCAUUGGAGUUGACUUCAAGAUCAGGACCAUUGACAUGGAUGGGAAGACUGUGAAGCUGCAGAUUUGGGACACUGCAGGCCAAGAGAGGUUUCGAACAAUCACCUCCAGCUAUUACAGAGGAGCACAUGGUAUCAUCAUUGUUUACGACGUCACAGAGCAGGAGUCCUUCAACAAUGUAAAGCAGUGGCUGGACGAGAUAGAGCGUUAUGCCUGUGAGAAUGUCUCCAGGCUGCUGGUGGGAAACAAAUCGGACCUGGUUGGUAAGAAAGUGGUGGAUGCUGCCACAGCUCAGGAUUUGGCCUUAUCCCUGAAGAUCCCCUUCCUUGAGACCAGUGCCAGGAGCUCUGACAACGUGGAGAAGGCCUUCCUCACCAUGGCCUCUGAGAUCCACAAGCGGCUGGCCAGUGAAGGAGGGGGCAUGCAGGGUAUGUCGACACAGGCCAGGGGUCAGACCACCAAGAUCAACAGCGCACCCGUGUGGCUCGGUGGGGACAAACAGACGCCGGAGACCAGUACCUGCUGCUGAGGGACAGUGAAACACGUCCACAUCAAUUAUCUCCAGGGCUAAAUGUAUACCCAAUUGCACUUAUUGUCAUGUUUACUGUUAAAGUUUAAACAUAAAACUAGGAUGCUGGAAAGUUGUUUUUUCAACAAUCUUUCUUGUAGCAGUAUGGGGGAAAGUAAAUGAAAGGGAAUGUUUUUUUUUAAGUUAUGACAACUUAGAAAGUUGAACCAAAAAGCUGUUAUAUGGGCUAACUGAUAAUAAAAAGAAUGUAUAAUGAAUGUUUA